AUGGACGGGGAGCAUAUCCCGAAGUUGGCCUCAGUAGCUGAGAAAACACUCGCGUCAAAAUGCAAGCCUGGGUCAAUGGCGUACUGUCCAACAAUGGACCUGGUCGCGCUGACUAGCGUGGAUGAACGAGUGGAUGUUUUCAGGUUGAAUGGACAGCGGGUGUUUGGGGGUGUUUAUGGUGACGGUGGACGUGGCGGAGGCCAUCUCCUCGCCGUCGCCUGUUCUGAUAACAUUAUCCGCAUCUUAAGCGCGUACAGCGGCAAGACGGUACAUCAAUUACCAUGCGGCCACUCUGUGACAUCUUCAGUUGCAACUGCACCUUCAUCGUCUUCCACGUCUCCACUGGGCUCAGCUUCAUCCGUUUCUUGCCUUGGCUGGGGAAUGAACUUCACCGAUGGCAAGAACGCGUUGAAAUGUCUUCAAGAUGCUGAGGGAAGACUUACUGUCGAUGAUCUACUGUCGACAGAAAUGCAAUUAUCGAAAAUCGCGCAGUUGAAGGCAGAUUUGCCACGAGAGCUAGCUAUGCUGGAUAUGGAGCGGUCAUUGCCUAAGCUGAGCACGUUACCGUCGACGGGGAAUGACGACGAUGUGUUUGGUUCACGAGCUUCGAUUGAUUCCAUCUUUCAUACUACCAAUAAAAACACCGGUGACUCUGUCGAUGUCCUGCUAGCUGGCUUCGACGACGGGACUAUUCACCUCCGCAUUUUUGACUGCUUCGAUGUCGGCUGCUUUCAUGUCGGGAGCUCUCUUGGGAGCGCUACUAACAGCAGAAUUCUUCUUCACGCUUUUCACCCCAUCAGCUCUACUCAUUCUCUUUUGUUCUCAACCGAAAACGGGAUGCGACUCAUCACUCUCGACCUCCGAUUUAUUACAAAAUCUGGAAGAUACUUGUCGCUCCUCGCGUCGAAAAUUACGCAGCUACAAAAUUUGCUACGGUAUAUCAAGCAGGUGCAGGCACAGAUUCAACUCGAGUGGAAGAAUUCUCAGGAUCUUCCGGGACGGUAUAUCAGAAAUGUAACUGAGGACUUGCAGGACAAAUGCGCGUGCGAUUUUGUGACCGCUGCAUACCACCUGCUUGUGACUGGGGACUGUUUCGAACCGCUGAGAGAGUUUCUGGUAGACGUCCUUGGCGAGAGGGGCCAUAAACGUUGGGAAAAAGCAGUUACAUCAGGCUACGAGGCGCUGAGGCGACUGACCCACGAGUGUCUUCUUCCAGCAUUGGAGCGGGGUGGAGUCCUCCUGAGUCGGUUAAUAGGGCUGUCAAAAUUCCACAAACUCAGCCCGAUUCUCGGGCUGGAAACUGCAGAUCUGGAGAAAUGCCAGGACACCAUAGACUGCCUUGGCCUCCUCUCCCAUAAAGUGCUGAUCCAUAGCAGUCGCGAGCUCCACGAGUUUACCGCCUUCUCAAAAUGGCUAAGACAUGAAGUUGACCUACAAACCGCUGAUCCUCUAUCUGCCACCUAUGAAGAACUGACGGAGAGCAGGGAUUCUCUCGACCAUGGACAGGUACUAAGUUACAUACAGGGAGCGAUGGCUCGUAGCGUUCUUCAGGAUUUCAUCCAGCCUGUCCCCACACAGUCGCCUCCUGACCGAUGGAAGCCGUCAGGGCAAGACAGCUCCUUUUAUGAAACAUAUAAGAAAUUACUAAAGCAGCAAGAUCAAAAGAAACGGGCUAAUCAAAUCGAUAUGCCGCUACUUGGCGAUCUGACAGCUCGUCUUGGACUCCAAAGUGAAAAGGUGUUCAAGCAGAUUGCGGAGACGCAGCGACGAGGCAUCCUCCACCGGUCGCCAUUGGCUCUUGGACCUGAUUGCGAUGCGAAGGUUGUAGAUAUGACGAUGAAUUUCGGGCAUUUCGAGAACUCUGCAUACCCAUCUGUAUAUAUUGCGACGAAAUCAAAAAGCUCUCCAUGGAUAUUGUAUCUUUAUAGGGUCAUCAUCGAUACAGUAAACGGCGUCAGCUCAACCAAAGCCACGCUCCUCUCUGCAAUCAGCCUAAAACGAGGGAGCAUCACAGCCGUAAAAUUCGUCGAAGACGGUACACUAAUGCUUCUCUUAUCUGACCUGGGAAACGUACACCUCCUCAGUUUCCCUUACAUUCCCAACAUGGACACUCCAUUCCACCCCAACUACAUCCGAGUAGGCGAUGACGGUUCUGAGACUUCUGCUACAUCAGAUUCCGUGACGCCCCCAGUGCAGGUAACGCUCCUGCAUCUCGCGAAUGGGGAGCAGGAUGCGGAGCUUGUGCGGCAUACAUUCCCACAGCAGGAGGGUAUGGAGCCAGUUGAACUGGAGGUCAAUGGACGGAAGGGGAGAAGGGUUGUGUGUGUUUUGUAUGCGGAUGGACUGCGGUAUUCUGUGUUUGAUAUGGAUAGCUCAGGGGUGGCAGAAGAGGAGGAGGAAGCUGGAGAUGGGGAGAUGGAAGUAGAGGAUAAGGUCAUGGCACAAUGAGCAUGGCUUUCGGCUUCUAUAUCUGUUUCUUACGGCGAUUACAUAUGAUAUUUUCGUAGGGAGAAUAAAUGUACGACUAUGUUUGUUGAGG
Messenger RNA from Histoplasma capsulatum G186AR, 2539 nucleotides. RefSeq lists its product as uncharacterized. Bases 1 to 2448 code for a protein of 815 amino acids. Gene Ontology annotation, molecular function: protein binding. The transcript is spliced from 6 exons. The record is from RefSeq and is a predicted model, not a curated record. Lineage: Eukaryota; Fungi; Ascomycota; Eurotiomycetes; Onygenales; Ajellomycetaceae. Gene Ontology annotation, biological process: anaphase-promoting complex-dependent catabolic process; protein K11-linked ubiquitination; positive regulation of mitotic metaphase/anaphase transition. Gene Ontology annotation, cellular component: anaphase-promoting complex; nuclear periphery.